Eruca vesicaria subsp. sativa (arugula) is the source of this 912-nucleotide messenger RNA. The record is from the annotation of a GenBank genome assembly. NCBI's taxonomy places the organism in Eukaryota, Viridiplantae, Streptophyta, Magnoliopsida, Brassicales, Brassicaceae.
AUGGCAGAGCCCUUUCAAUUCGUUCGCGACAAAGGAGUAGAUGCAUUUUCUCGCUCAAACAUUCCAUCCAUGAUAAUGGAAGCAAGACCAAUGGCGCGGAGUUUAACCUCCAAACCCCUGCCUCAUAUAGCCAUCGGCAGAGGAUCAUCGGGUCAGAUCUACCUAGGAUUCGACGUCGAUUUACCGGAAUUGCCUCCAAAUUUCUCUAUCGACGCCGUACAAUUUCUUGUCGUCAACCUGAUGCUAAACCAAGAGCCAAAACUCCUUGCACUAGCAAUCUCCGAUAACGGCACCCGAUACUACGCGCCAUGCGGACACUUCUGUCAGUUUCUUCAGGAGAUCCACAACGGUGAUUACGUAGAAACCUUGAUCACCGGACCAACCGGGCUGAGCGACUUCAUACCCCUUGACAAGUUGCUUCCGCAAAGAUUCAGUCCAUACGGUGCCAUCCAGGAAGAUAUCCAUGCAGACGUACUCUUGAUGCGCAAUAAUCGCCUCAACCUCAUUGAUAACACGUAUUGCCUGCUCAAAGACACGGCUCUAAAGGCCGCGAAUCGAUCAUACGCACCAUACAGCAACGCUCCGUCGGGAGUGGUGCUGUUUGAUAGCUCUAAGCGUCUGCACAUUGGUAGUUAUAUAGAGUCGGUGGCCUCUGUCCCCAGUUUAGGGCCAGUCCAAGCGGCUCUCGCUAACUUUGUUAUUCAUACGGGCGGUAGACAGUUCAAGAAUAUCAUCCGAGCUGUUCUGGUGGAAACACGUUCGUCUUUUCGUCAAGAGGGCACGGCGAGGCUGAUUUUACAGACGAUAGCCCCCACAUGUGAUUUCAGGGUCUAUCACUGUUCAAACGGUAAAGAUCCUCUGAAUAAUUGGGUCUACCACUGUUCCCACUGUGAAGAUCCUCCGAAUAAUUAG